This is a messenger RNA of Pieris macdunnoughi, 1104 nucleotides long. NCBI's taxonomy places the organism in Eukaryota, Metazoa, Arthropoda, Insecta, Lepidoptera, Pieridae. The record is from the annotation of a GenBank genome assembly.
AUGACGCUGCCGCCGCCCGCGCGCCCCGCGCAACUUCCCGCCGCGCACCGCGCGAUGCGCUACUACCGCAUUUGGAUCUACGCUUGCAACGGGGCACUGCUGCUGGGAGCCCUCGCCUUCUGUGCUGCAGCCGGUCGCGCGCUAGCCGACUACCGCCGUGGGCUGGUCCCGGGCCUCGGCGCUGCGCAACCCGGUUUCCUCUACGGCUACGCAGCGCUCCCUGUUCAAGCCGGCUUGCUCCAGCUGCUCGGCUGCCUAGCGGCUCUACGCCUCUCGGAACGCAUGCUAAACGCCUACUGGCUCGCACUUCUGGCUCUGCUGGUAGGCGACGCUGCUAUCGGGGUUUACUGGGUCUUCCGUUUUGAGCGCGUCUGCCGAGAGCUACGACCGCAGCUGCGAAUCAGGCUCGCGAAGGACUACGACAACGACGUGGAUUUCUCAGAAGCUUGGGAUCGCCUGCAGCGAGAGCAAAGUUGCUGCGGCGUCACGGGGCCCUCAGAUUUUGCAACGUUCAAUCGAACCAUUUUGCCACCCAGCUGCUGUCGAAUACCAGCACAUACGCCGGCAGUCACCCCGGUUACAUUUUCCACGCCAGCUACUUCACCAGUCUCCUUUACCCCAGUUCAUUGUAUACCACAUACCGCCGCUUGCGCCGAAAGGUUACUUAAUUGGCUCAGGAAAACAGCUGACGCGCUUUUCGUUUUGGGCUAUUGUGUUAUUGCAUUCUUAAAAUUUUGUUUCCUGGGAAUUCUUAGAUGCGAAAUUAAAGAAAUGAUUCAGAAAAUUAGGAUACUUCGCACCGAAAUGGGUGCCGACGAGCUUUUAGACGGUAGCCCAUUACACGGGGGACCUUUGUCUCAAACCAUAGUUGUGAAUGCUGUAAACGCCAACGGAGGGGUUCGUACUCACGGUGGAAGUCCAGAAAGAGCAAGUGAACGUGAGGCAUUGCUAGGCAGGGCUUCGGAACCGUGUUCGAGACGCAGCAUACAUGAGGAAUCCUUAGCACCGAAAACCGUGAACGGCAACAACAACUGCGAGAUGCGUGAGCUGGCGCGUGGCGACUACAGGCCCUUGGCGGCGGACAGUGCGGCGACCAGAAUCUGA